Molecule: messenger RNA, 1557 nt
Organism: Acanthosepion pharaonis
Lineage: Eukaryota; Metazoa; Mollusca; Cephalopoda; Sepiida; Sepiidae
Source: the annotation of a GenBank genome assembly
AUGGUGCUGACAAUGCUAACGACGAAUCAGAUACGAAAGACAGAAUGCAUCUUUCUUGUCUUAAAGUCAAAUAUCCUUUACUGUCGUCUGCUUCCCCUACGGGGGUUAAUCUCUCCCCAACAUGCGCUAGACAUUUUCUUUUUUUCUUCUCUGCCCUCUGCCCUAUCUAUCUAUCUAUCUAUCUAUCUAUCUAUCUAUCUAUCUAUCUAUCUAUCUAUCUAUCUAUCAUCUAUCUAUCUAUCUAUCUCUUCUAUCUAUCUAUCUAUCUAUCUAUCUAUCUAUCUAUCUAUCUAUCUCAGCCUGUUCUUUAUCUAUCUAUCUAUCUAUCUAUCUAUCUAUCUAUCUAUCUAUCUAUCUAUCUAUCUGUCUGUCUGUCUUUUUAUUUCUAUUUAUCUAUUUGUCUAUAUCUCGCAUCUGUCUCUUUCUCCCUCCCUCUCUCUCUAUAUAUAUAUGUGUAUGUCUCUCUAUAUAUCGCAAUCUGAUAUCUAUCCAUCUAUCUAUCUAUCUAUCUAUCUAUCUAUCUAUCUAUCUAUCUAUCUAUCUCAGUCUUGUUGUUUCUAUUUAUCUAUUUGUCUAUCUCUCUCUUUCUCUCUCCUUCCUUCCUCUCUCUCUCUCUCCCUCUCUCUCUCUCUCUCUCUCUAUAUAUAUAUAUAUAUAUAUAUAAGUCUAUCUCUCUAUAUGUUGUGGUCUGAUAGUUUCUAUCUAUCUAUCUAUCUAUCUAUCUAUCUAUCUAUCUCAGUCUUGUUGUUUCUAUUUAUCUAUUUGUCUAUCUCUCUCUUUUCUCUCUCCCUUCCUUCCUCUCUCUCCUCUCUCUCUCUCAUAUAUAUAUAUAUAUAUAUAUAUAUAUAUAUAUAUAUAUAUAUAUAUAUAUAUGUUGUCUAUCUCUCUAUAUGUUGCGUCUAUCUAUUGUAUCUAUCUAUCUAUCUAUCUAUCUAUCUAUCUAUCUAUCUCAGUCUUGUUGUUUCUAUUUAUCUAUUUGUCUAUCUCUCUCUUUCUCUCUCUCCCUUCCUUCCUCUCUCUCCCUCUCUCUCUCUCUCUCUAUAUAUAUAUAUAUAUAUAUAUAUAUAUAUAUAUCUAUCUCUCUAUAUGUUGCGGUCUGAUGGUUUCUAUCUAUCUAUAUCUAUCUAUCUAUCUAUCUAUCUAUCUAUCUCAUUUGUAUCUAUCUCUAUCUAUCUAUCUAUCUAUCUAUCUAUCUAUCUAUCUAUCUAUCUAUCUCAGUCUUUUUGUCUAUCUAUCUAUCUAUCUAUCUAUCUAUCUAUCUAUCUAUCUAUCUCAUUUGUAUCUAUCUAUCUAUCUAUCUAUCUAUCUAUCUCAUUUGUAUCUAUCUAUCUAUCUAUCUAUCUAUCUAUCUAUCUAUCUAUCUAUCUCAGUCUUGUUGUUUCUAUUUAUCUAUUUUUUGUAUCUAUCUAUCUAUCUAUCUAUCUAUCUAUCUAUCUAUCUCAUUUGUAUCUAUCUAUCUAUCUAUCUAUCUAUCUAUCUCAUUUGUAUCUAUCUAUCUAUCUAUCUAUCUAUCUAUCUAUCUAUCUUUUAUUGUUUCAGUUUAUUGUUUCUGUUUAA